CAUAGCCCCAUGCAUCGUUUGUUCACAGAUGUGGUCAAGAGCUACUUUACGGUCAAUUAACACUACGUAUACUUAGUACGUACGAUGAUAGCACGGAGUUCCUCAUUCUCCUUCGUCGCAUGGAAGCAAUGCAAGAUAAUUUAUAUGCAAACGGCUGUGUAUCAACUGAUGAUUAUGAAACAAAGCUAAGACAAGAGCUCGUUUCUCGAGCAGGCAACCAAGAAAGAGAAAAACGAUUGCUAUGCUAUAGGGUAGCCAGGUGCUCGCGCUUGAUCGCGGCUAAUUUGACAAGCGCGUCUACUGCGCAAAGUGACUGGAGGGCGCCACUCAAAAAUUUGAGAGAAGUGCACAUCAGAAUCCACAUGCCUCAAGACGUGACCUCACGCUCAUAUCAUCCACGACUUUACUCAAUUUAAAGCACUCUUUCUCAAAGCGCAUCUCAAUUUCUCACAAUGCCUGGACGGACCACGAAGGAAGAUACGCCACAGGACGCCCAAAUGGAGGACGCGCCUACAUCUGCUCAGGUUGGCGAAGCGCAGGUCGAGGAUGAGAUCGAGGAGGAUCAGGAGGAAGAAGUCGAACCGCAAAGAGUUCGCAUCCUUCCCGGCUCGACAGACACUGCCGCCUCAUUCGAGUUCAUUGACGAAGGUCACACUCUAGGCAAUGCUUUGCGCUAUGUAAUCAUGAAGAACCCCGACGUCGAGUUCUGCGCAUACUCUAUCCCGCAUCCUUCAGAACCUAAGAUGAACAUUCGCAUCCAGACUUACGAUGGCCAUGCGGUCGACGCGCUGAAGAAGGGGCUUGCUGACCUGCAAGAUGUGUGUGAUGUCGUAGCUGAGAAGUUCUGGACAAAACGGGAAGAGUACAAUGCUGAGCAUGGGAUCGCCCGGUAGUCAAAGUACAAGCAC
This is a messenger RNA of Emericellopsis atlantica, 908 nucleotides long. Its product is annotated as DNA-directed RNA polymerase. Gene Ontology annotation, biological process: DNA-templated transcription. Gene Ontology annotation, cellular component: RNA polymerase III complex; RNA polymerase I complex. Lineage: Eukaryota; Fungi; Ascomycota; Sordariomycetes; Hypocreales; Bionectriaceae. The record is from RefSeq and is a predicted model, not a curated record. Gene Ontology annotation, molecular function: DNA-directed RNA polymerase activity; DNA binding; protein dimerization activity. The coding region runs from base 453 to 893 and encodes 146 amino acids. The transcript has 4 exons.